Messenger RNA from Spizellomyces punctatus DAOM BR117, 1617 nucleotides. RefSeq lists its product as uncharacterized. Lineage: Eukaryota; Fungi; Chytridiomycota; Chytridiomycetes; Spizellomycetales; Spizellomycetaceae. The coding region runs from base 138 to 1247 and encodes 369 amino acids. The transcript has 6 exons. The record is from RefSeq and is a predicted model, not a curated record. Gene Ontology annotation, cellular component: nucleus. Gene Ontology annotation, molecular function: cyclin-dependent protein serine/threonine kinase regulator activity. Gene Ontology annotation, biological process: regulation of transcription by RNA polymerase II.
GUUUUGCUUCGCGCCUCCUGCCUCAGUGAUCUACUCGCCCUGAUCUGCAACCCACAAAGCCGCGAUCGCCAGAGCACAACCCGCACCACAUCCCAUACCCAAUACAAUAGCCUUUAUCGGUCCCUCGUCCAGUUACAAUGGCCGUCCUGGGAGCAGGAUCGGUUAGCAAACUCUCUCUGCGAAACUCUGUUUUGACUGUUGAGCAAUUGGAGCAAAGUCCAUCCAGACAGGACGGAAUUUCACAAGAGCUGGAGACAGAGUUGCGUGUGUUUGGUUGCGAACUCAUUCAGUCUGCAGGAAUCUUGCUACGUUUACCGCAGGUGGCAACGGCAACGGCACAAGUCCUCUUUCAGAGGUUCUACUACAUGGCGUCUUUGAAACUCGUUGCUGUGCGGGACAUUGCAAUGGGAGCCGUCUUCUUGGCUUCAAAAGUGGAAGAAACGCCUCGUAAAGUCAAGGAUAUAGUCAAUGUGUUCUCUUGGCUCAUUGAUGUUAAUCGAGGGAUAACACCACGAGUGGAGAGUUAUGCUGGAUUGCUAUUCAAUGAGUUGAAAGAAGGGAUUAUAGCAGGCGAAUUGCAUAUUCUCUGUAAACUUGGAUUCAAUGUUCAAGUACAGCAACCACACGGAUUCAUGAUGAAUUAUCUGCAAGGAAUGAAUAUGGUGGAUAACGAGGAUUUGACGCAACGGGCAUGGAAUUACAUGAACGACGGGCUGCGAACCAGCAUAUAUGUCUGCUACCAGCCAUCUACGAUUGCGUGUGCAGUGAUAUACCUUGCCGCUCGCGUAUGUAAGGUGAAGCUCCCUACCAACCCACCCUGGUGGGAGGUAUUUGACGCAGACCUGGAAGAUUUGGAAAAUGUAUCGGGUCACAUCUUGAGCCUCUAUCGCAAACCGGUGCGGAAGGGAUUGCCCCUAACGGUCACGGAGUUAGAGACCUUCCUGGAAAGUGGCGCAACUAUGUCGUUUGUCGAGCCUGCGAACCCGAUUGAGACUGCAGAAAACACGAUGUUGGACUCAGCGCCAGCGCCAUGCAAUGUGCCUUUGCGGUCACCCACAUCACGCUCAACCGAGACCGAGCAGCGAUCACCACAUUCCCGGUCCAGGGCGCGAAGCCCACGCCGCGAGAGCCGAAGAUCGCGGACGCCACGUUCACGCUCACGUAGUCCAGAUCGGUCGUACCGAUCGCGAAGAGACAGACGCAGACGGUCGAGAUCCCGAAGUCGGGGAAGGAGAGGCCCGCCUUAAUAAAAUAUUUAGACAUCUGCUGAUUCUCAAAUUGGCGGCUAGAGUCAUUAUAGCACACAUAGCGGACGAUUGAUGGCUCCCGUCUGUCCGUUGCUGCAGACUGUGGCCAAUGCACCAAGCUUGCUCUCAUUUUCGAAAUGGCAUGGCUUUUGAACAUUAUUCUGGUGUACGCUCUGCUGGAACUGUUUUCGCUGUCCAUGGCUGAUCAGACUGGAUAUAUAAUGGGCGCGAGCAGCACAGCACUAGACAAACUCUUCACAUGGUAGAGCGAGCGGUGGAAGAAAUAUUCGAACGUAUAUUAUUUUUUUGCCGCUUGGGCCUUUUGUGCUUUCUCUGCGGCUUUUUUUUCCUUAUCAUAAUAUUUUCCAAC